Trypanosoma theileri is the source of this 3366-nucleotide messenger RNA. RefSeq lists its product as uncharacterized. The record is from RefSeq and is a predicted model, not a curated record. The coding region runs from base 1 to 3366 and encodes 1121 amino acids. Lineage: Eukaryota; Euglenozoa; Kinetoplastea; Trypanosomatida; Trypanosomatidae. The transcript has a single exon.
AUGAAUUUUAGUGUACUUGAUGCCGUUCUUAAUGAUGACGAAGAAUGGUUCAAUAUUCCACCAGUAGUACGUAAUUUUCUUCGUCAAUUGAGUAAUGAAGUACAGAAUAAUCGUAUUACAUGUGAUAGUUUGCUACAGAAUACACAUGAACAUGAUAAGCUACUUAAGGGUAUUGUAUCGAAACAAAUGGAACGUGAAUUUGAAAUAACAAAGACUGUAUUGUCUUUACAGCAGGAACGUCAAGAAUCUGAAGUUGGUUUUCGUGACAUUGUAGAAAACCUUCGGGAUCAAAUGCGUCAUAUAAAUGAGGAAAAUCAACAAACACGAGAACGUAUUCGUCAAAUUGAAGAAAAAGAACAUCAAACAAUUGCUACACUUAGUUCAUUACGUCUGCAGAGUAAUAAUUUAUCAAAAACGGUAAAUCAACGUUUGAUAGAAUUUGAAACUCUAUUACAUAAAGGAUUAGAAAGUUUAUCGAACGAUCUUGGAGAGUUAAAUAAGGAAACUCAAUUACUCUCAGAGAAACAAGAUAAUACAGUAUUGGAGAGUAGGAAGGAACUGGAACGGUUUAAUGUAGCUUUGCAACAAUUAUGUGAUGCCAUCUCAGAGGAAGUUGAUAAUCUAAGAAUUCAAAUUCAUGAUCAUGAAAAACGUCUGAUAGAUAUAAAAGAGUUUACUCAUGAAGAUAAAGUAAAGGAUGAAAAACAAGUUAAAGCCUAUGUUCGACUUCGUGAAAAGUUAUCUGAUCUUAUUAAUACAAUAAAACAAGUUGAAACUUCUUCAGAUGAUCGUUUUGAGUCAGUGUUUGCUACUUUAGCAAAGUUACAAUCAUUGACUGACAAGUUUGCUAUAUUUUUUCAACAACGUGGUGAUGAUCAUAGUUCAUUAAAAACAAUAUUAGAGGAAACUCGAGAAAUGCAGCAUGUAUUAGGUGAUGAACUGAGAAGGAACCUGGAUGAACAGUCAAAAAAGAAUCGAAAGGAGAUGGAAUCGUUAAAGGAAGAUAUUAUUGAUCUGAAAAAUUCAAAAGAUGGUUUUAUUAACCUCUUAAAUGAAGAAAAUGCAACAACUAAGUCUGAUAUAGAUGAUAUGCGUCAACGCUUAGAUACUUUGAAAUGCCUUAUACCGAAAAGUAAUAUGAAAGAAGAAAUAGAGACUCUUAUAGAUGCUGCUAUGGAAAAGGGAAAGAUGGUACAAGAAGAAAUGCAUAAAGAAUUUCAACGUUCUAUUUCUUAUCAAGAAAAAAAUACUGAGGAAGAACUAAAAUAUCUCAAAACAAGAAUUAUUGAACUUGAAAAAAAGUAUGAACAUAGUUUAACUACUUUAAAGAGUAGUAAUAAUGAUGAUAUAGAAGGUACAUUGCAACUAUUGAUGAAACAAGUUAAGAAUAUGAAAGGAGCUCUAGAUUCUUUACGUGAAGAUGUUGACACUGUCAAUGAUACAGUGAAGAAUUAUCAAGAAAAAUCUAUUUUGACACUUAAUUCUCAUAAAGAAACUCAAGUAAAUAGUUUAUUAAAUCAUAUACAAGGAAUGAUUGACUAUGUAUCAAAAUCAGAGUUUAUAGAAAUGACAAUAUCUAUUGAAGAGAUAAAACGUAAGUUUAGUACAUUUGAGAAUCAAUUAAAUAAUAUGAUGCAAGAUGUUUCACGUUUUGAAAACCAAACAAAAGAAAUUCCAAAAACUUAUCAGGGUUAUAUUGAAGUAGUUGAACGAAAAUUAUCUCCUGCAUUAAUUGAAUUAGAUGUUUUACGUAAACGUAUGGCAUCAUUGGAGAUCAAACCUAAAUUAACUGAACCUCGUGAAGAUUUACGUAUUUCAUCAACUACAGUUCCUGAGGAGGAGGAUGAUCUUGAUGGUUUACGGUUAAAGCUUGGACAUAAUCAGAUACUUCAAUCUACUCAACGACAAAUUCAAGCUGUGGAUGUUCGAUUAGAUAGUCUCCAAACGCUUGUUCAAAGUCUUGAAAGAAAGGUAGGAUCAUUAUCUAGGGAACUUACUACUGUUUCUGAAAUUACUACUUCCCUAGGUGAACAAGAGCAGCAGAAGGAUCAUACUAUGCGAAAUGAACUUAAACAUAUUUUAACUCAAUUACAGAAUAUCAAAGAUGAAAUAGAGGCAACUGAUAAAAAAGUUGAGUCAAAUCAAAAGUUUAUACAGAAUAUCUCAACAAACACAAAAUCUCUGGAAGAAGCUCUUGAGACGAUAAGUAAUGAAAUAGUAGGAUUGGAAAAAGACUUAAAAGACUGUGUAAAAAUAUCUUCUGUAGAAUGGAAUGAUAUUUGGAACAAAAAUUUAACCUCAUUGAACAAUAAUUCAAAUGAUAAAUUAAAUAAAUUAUCUAAUGAUUUGGAAACACUUGCACCAUUGCGAAGGGUCAUAGAGACGGAGGAAAUGUUGUUACAGAUGCGUAAAGAACAAGAAGAACUUGCUUCUCGAUUAGAUAAAAGAGAAAAAAUUAUGAUGGAAAACACAGAAUUUGAAUCUCUUUAUCAAAAUAAUAAAGAAAUCAAUCAACUACUAUCUUCAGUGGAAAACCGUGUUAAAUCUUUAGAAGAAGAGCUAUAUAAAGAUCAAAAACAUGUCUUAACUAAUGUUAAUAGUACACUAAGUUCUCUUGCACUUCGUAUUCAAUCUUGUGAAACUAAUUUAAAUCAAUUCCAAACCAGUGAAUUAUCUACAAGAAGACCGUUGGAUGAAGACAAUAAAUUGUCUCAAACUGUUGACGCUUUAAAGGAACGUUUAAUACAGUUAGAAAGUUCAAUUAUUUCCCUUCGUAAAAUCGAUGAGAAUUCUGUAUCCAAUAUAAACAUUUCCCUAUUAAUGGAUCGUUUGAAAUCUCUAGAAAAUGAUUUACUGACCUGCAAAACGGAUGUUAAAGAAGGUUAUAAGGACGUUUCUUUAUGUAAGGAGCGUAUAAAACAACUGGAAGAACAAAUUGCUUCUUGUAAAGAUGAAAAAGAAAAGAAACAUUCAUUUUCUAUUGAUAGUGAUGCUGUUGUUGUUGUUCCUAAAGAUUCUCCUUUUAACACUACCUUGACAGAGGUGAUGGAACGCCUCUCAAAGUUUGAGGUUACUGUAGAGGAAAUUAAACAAGUCUUACUUUCUCAAAGAAAUGAUCUACAGAGUAUGUAUACCAAAUGUCAACUGGAUGCACGUUUUGAAAGUUUUUGGGCUUCUGUUAUUGCAUUACUUACACGUAAAGAAGAUCAGGAAACAGUAGAUCAAAAAGUAGCAGAACUGCGACGUUCAUUAACAGACGAUGUUCGUCUGCAGAUCAAUCAUACAGUACGAGAAUUACGACGUGCCAUAGAUGAAUGUGUACGUGUUAAAGAGGUGCGAGAGUUAGUAAAAAGCAUUAACGAAUAA